This is a messenger RNA of Neoarthrinium moseri, 474 nucleotides long. RefSeq lists its product as uncharacterized. The transcript has a single exon. NCBI's taxonomy places the organism in Eukaryota, Fungi, Ascomycota, Sordariomycetes, Amphisphaeriales, Apiosporaceae. The coding region runs from base 1 to 474 and encodes 157 amino acids. The record is from RefSeq and is a predicted model, not a curated record.
AUGUCCGUCCAAUCACCCACCAACGAGAGACUGGCCGAGGUCAUCCUCUCGGCCUUCUCAUCGCCAGAACCGGAGCAACGGGGCCGGAAGCGACGUCGAAGCCCAGGUCCGUUCCUGACCGUCACCACGCGCCAGAUCCCUUCGGGCGAAUCUGCCACUUUUCGAGGUCGCUCCAGACAUCGGUCCGUAUCGCGCAUCGAUGGCUCGAGAAACACGUCCCGCCUGAGGGGUUGGUCUCUUUCACCAACACGACGGAAGCUGCUGCGCAUCGUAAAGAUCAACCGGCACCGAAGCCAAAGCCCCUCAAGAUCCCGUUCUCCAAAUACCCAAGAACCAUCCAAGAGGAGGCGGCAGAGGACACGGAGCCGCAGCCGAGAGCACACUGAACACACCAAAGGAGGAGAGCAUCUGUCGCUUCUCCGACAUGAGAUUGUCAUCAGGAACGAAGCGAUCGAAGGCAAGCAAAACGGCUGA